CUCACUUCAGCGUGAUAUGAAAGUGGAUUUGUGCAUUCUUCUACGAUCUCCGAUGGACUUGCGGCCUCCGCUCUAGCACCUUUGCACAAUAUGGGGCUCUUAUUUAGCUUUCAUAACCAUGACACUCCGUACCUGCUCCUCCAGAGCGCUCUCGCGCUGCUUGUAACCGCAAGUGCCUACACGCUCUAUCGGGGUUACCAGGUGCGGAGGAUGUUCCAGUCGCUCAAGAAACAGGGCAUUCCACUCAUGCGUCACUCCAUGAUCCUCGGCCAUCUCGAAGUCAUUGGAAAACUUAUGUCUCGUCUCCCAUCUGAUGCCCACGGCGACUACAUGAUGGUCAUGAUCCAGGAGAACUGGCAGGAGCUCUUUCCGGAUUGCUCCAAAUGUCCGCCAGUGUUGUAUAUCGAUCUUUGGCCGUUCGCUGCGCCAAUGCUGAUCUCUAUCAACCCCGACACGUCGUGCCAGUGCACGCAGGACUAUUCAUUGCCCAAAGCAUAUCAGCAAAAGCGUACUUUGUACCCGUUGACUCGCAACCGUGAUGUCUCCUCGAUGGAGGGGGCUGAAUGGAAGGUCUGGCGCAAAAGACUCAACCCCGGAUUCUCCAUCCAGAAUAUUACCAGCCGAAUGUCCGACAUCCUGGACGAAAUAGAGGUAUUCGUUAAUGUUCUCGAAGCCCGAGCGGGUAAGGAUGGUGCAUGGGGAGAAGUCUUCCCACUAGAGGAGGCUACGACCAAUCUGGCUAUGGAUGUCAUCUUGCGUUUCUUCUUGAAUAAGCGCUUCCACCAACAGACGGGCCCAAGGUCGCCCAUCACCAUCGCCCUCCUUGACACCAUAUCGAGGAUGUUUUUCUACGUCAAUAUAUUCAAUUUCCUAUCAUACAUCAGUCCUUGGCGACACUUCAAACUGUGGCUCAACUACCGGACGCUGUUCAACUGCCUCAGUCCGUUCCUCAAAGAGCGGAUCUUCGAAAUCCAGAAAAACAGCCAGGUGACCAACAAGACCCUGGUAGAUCUGCUCGUCAAAAGCAUGGAGGAAGAGAAAGGCCAAGAUGGUGCAGGAACUGACCUGUCCACGAACACGGAAUUUCUGGAGACCGCCAUCGGCCAGAUCGCCACCUUCCUCUUCGCAGGCCACGACACAACCGCGUCGACCAUCUGCUGGCUGUUCCGUCUCCUCGAGCAGCACCCGGACGUCCUCGCAAAGCUCCGCGCGGAGCACGACGUCGUCUUAGGCCCCGAUCCAACCCAAGCUGUCGCCGCUCUGCGGGCGAACCCCCAGCUUCUCAACACCCUCACCUACACGAACGCGGUGUUGAAAGAGUCGACACGGGUGCACACCAACGUCGGAACCAUGCGCCGCGGCGAGCCGGGCUUCUUUCUCGUCGGACCGCCUGGCUCUGGUCCCGAGUGUGAAGGCAAGCAGAUGCCGACGGACGGAUUCAUUAUCUGGGACGGGAAUUUUGCGAUCCACCGCAGCCCGGACGUGUGGCCGCGCCCGAACGAGUUCAUCCCGGAGCGGUUUCUCGCGACAGACGAGAACGACCCGCUGCAUCCGCCGAAAAACGCGUGGCGGUUUUUCGAGCUCGGGCCGAGAGGCUGUAUCGGUCAGCACUUGGCCAUGGUGGAAAUCAAGCUUGUUCUGGCUUUGGUUGCGAGACGGUUUGAUGUUGAGUGUGCGUGGGACGAGUGGGAUUCUAAACGGAACUUCAAGGGACCGCGGAAUAUGGUCUGGGAGGAUCGGUGCUAUCAGGUUGGAGGCGACUCGCCGCCUCAUGUGAAGGAUGGCAUGCCUGUACAUGUGAGAGUUCGGAGUUGAACAGGAAGGACUAAGCAAUGUAUAUUAUGACGUAGACAUCAGUGAUCUUAUAUGAUGGAGAGUCUCCUUCGCGCAGUGCAUCACAUCCAGGGGGCUCUGAC
Aspergillus caelatus is the source of this 1916-nucleotide messenger RNA. RefSeq names its product cytochrome P450. The coding region runs from base 91 to 1815 and encodes 574 amino acids. Gene Ontology annotation, molecular function: oxidoreductase activity, acting on paired donors, with incorporation or reduction of molecular oxygen; monooxygenase activity; iron ion binding. The record is from RefSeq and is a predicted model, not a curated record. The transcript is spliced from 4 exons. Lineage: Eukaryota; Fungi; Ascomycota; Eurotiomycetes; Eurotiales; Aspergillaceae.